CUGGCCUGUGGGAGGUGUUGGGUUUCCAGUAGGAGUCCUUAAGUGUGUUACGUUAGUUUGCCAAAGUCACAUCCAGCAGCCAGCCAUGUAGAAAGAGCAUAACAAAUAACACAGACAGACAGACAGACAGACAGACAGACAGACAGGCAGACAGACAGACAGGCAGGCAGACAGACAAGUGGAGGAGGUGAGGGAACGAGUGAGUGAGGGAGCAGGAGAGGAGAGAGAAAGAGCAGAGGAGAGGAACAGAGGGACGAAAGGAAGAAGAGAAACGAGAGAGAGAGGAGAGGAAGGUCGCUAAGAGAGACGGAAGACAGACUUGACAGGAAGAGAGGAGAGAAGUGAAGGAAGAGAAGAAGGGGAGUGGGAACACUACCCUGGAAUAGCCAGGCAGCAACUAGAGCUGUAGCAGACUCCUCCCCCUCACCCCCUCCCCUCUCUCUCUCUUUCCCCGUCUCUCUCUCUCUCUCUGAGGCAGUCUGUUACUCUGUCAUUUGACCCGGCGAGAGCUCAGCAACUGGGAAGAACGAGGGAGAAAGGAAAAGAGAAAGAGAGGGAUAAUUAUUCUCACGACAGCCAUGCAGUCCAUCCCCAUUGGCUGUGUUUUUCUCUAAGCCAGAUCUCUCCAAUUUGGCUCUGGACCCGAUCUGACUGGACCUGUUGAACUGGACUUUGUGUUUCCUCUGUGGACGCUCUCCCGACACUGCUGUGUGGGAUUUACUCUGCACCGCGAGGAUCUAGUGUGUACUGCGUGUGUGCUCGCUGGGCCAUGCCCACCCCUGGUAGCGGGUCAUCCAGCGUGAGGUGUACACCAUGAAAGCGGGCCACCACCACCGAGGCUGUGCCUGCCAACAUUUGUUCCGUAAAGUCCUGGCCAAGUGUGGCUGCUGCUAUGCCCGGGUCAGAGACUCAUACUCAGCGGCGGGCAGCGAGGGUAGCAUCUCCACCUCCGUGGCGUCCCUGCCCCCGACCCUGACGGCGUCCAUUAGCUCCGCCCCCAACUCCCCGGGCUCGCGGCGUUCCGUCAGCACACUGAAGAGGUGGCUGACCAAUCCCGUCCGCAAGCUGAGCGCCGGGGCAGUCAACAUCUCCACCAGCGCCAAGGGGGAGCGGCAGGACAGGAAGUUGGAUGGGGGAAGCAAGCCCCCUCCUCCUAUUCCACCCCCACGCCACAGUCAUGACCUGGGCCUGGGCCUGGGCCUGGGAGGGCUGGGGCUGGCCAGCCCCCUGGGAUCAGAGGACCACCUCACCACUGUACUACCCAUCACACACAAAGAGAUGGAGUGCAGGUAUAAUUUGGCCAGUCCUGAGGAUCUCUCCCCGGCAACCCUAAACUCUCCCAGCUACCUGUCUGACUCACUACAAGGCUGUACUUCACUGGCCUACACACAUGAUACUCAGCCAACCAAUGUCUAUCCAGAUGACAACGGCUCAGUGUUGAUGGACGACACCUCCAGCCAAUCAUCAGCCGCAGCUGACAAUGAGGAGAGGAGGAGUGCCUUAGAGAAGAGCAUGUACGUACUGAAGGAACUCAUAGAGACAGAGAAACUGUAUGUGGAAGACCUGAGGUACAUAGUAGAGGGCUACAUGGCCACUAUGAAUACCAAGGGCAUACCUGAGGACAUGAAGGGGAAAGACAAGAUCAUAUUUGGAAACAUUCACCAAAUGUUCGACUGGCAUAAAGACUACUUCCUGGGGGAACUGGAGAAGUGUAUAGCAGAACCAGAGAGACUGGCCCAACUUUUCAUAAAGCAUACUUGGGAGAGCCGAAGGUCGAGAGCCAUGCGUCCUCCAAAACACGACCCUGAAAAGCCGCACUGCUUCGAAAGAUCACUUUUACGCUCAAUACAGCCACUUCAUAUGCGCACUCGCUUCGGAAUGGGAAGAAUAUCCUUUCUAUUUUAUUCAGAGAGGCGUCUCCAUAUGUAUGUGGUGUAUUGUCAGAACAAACCCAAGUCAGAGCACAUCGUCUCUGAGUACAUCGAGACUUACUUUGAGGAGCUGAGGCAACAUCUGGGUCACAGGCUACAGCUGAACGACCUGCUGAUCAAACCAGUCCAGAGGAUCAUGAAGUACCAGCUGCUGCUCAAGGACUUCCUCAAGUAUUACACCAAAGCCGGGAUGGACACAGAGGAGCUCGAGAAAGCGGUAGAGGUGAUGUGCUUUGUGCCCAAACGCUGUAACGACAUGAUGAAUGUGGGACGUCUGCAGGGCUUCGAGGGUAAGAUCACAGCGCAGGGGAAGCUGCUCCAGCAAGACACUUUCACAGUGGCGGAACAGGACAGCAGCUUCCUGUCCAGAGCCAAGGAGAGGCGCGUCUUCCUGUUUGAACAGCUGGUCAUCUUCAGCGAGCCAAUCGACAGGAAGAAAGGAUUCUCACUUCCUGGUUACACCUUCAAGAGCAGCAUCAAGUUGAGCUGUCUGGGGGUGGAGGCUCCGGUGGAGGGGGAGGCGGGCCGAUUGGUGCUGACCUCACGGGGGGCUGACGGGACUGUGGUGAGAUACGUGCUACAGGCCGCCUCCCCAGAGGUCUGCAGGGCCUGGGUCAACGAUGUGGGACAGAUCCUGGAGACCCAGAGGAACUUCCUCAACGCCCUCCAGUCUCCCAUCGAGUACCAGCGCAGAGAGGGUACCAACAAGUCUAACAGCCUGGGCCGGAGCAUGAGAGCCCCCCUCUCUUCGGCCAGCAGUCCCCUGCGCCCCCACUCCUCAGCCUCCAUCGACCGCCAGCGCCUGCCCUGGCUCCGGUCCUACAACACCUCCCUCCCCACCCUCUACCUGCCCAGCCAGUUGGGUCAGGGAACGGGCCUCCAGGGCACCUCUGAGACACACACACCCCGGGAGUCUCCUCUGGUCAGUAGGAACUCCCAGACAACAGUCUCGCCAUCUCACGUCCAGCUGGCUUUCACUGACCAGUCUGGUCUGUCUCACUACUCUCAGACCCAGACCUCCCUGCAGUGCCAAGCGGGGUCCAAUGGGCUGCAUAGCACACAGCAAAGCGCAGGAGAGGGCUGCAGUACCAGGGGCCUGCCUGGUGAGGCUGUACCUCCUCCUGUAUCUGUCUCUGGUCCAUUGGCCGGCAAGCGCUCCAGCAACCUGGCCCAGCUCAAUGAAGAUGACCUAUGAGCCCUGACCCCUAGGAGGAAGGAGGUUCACGGACCGCCACAGCUACAGAGAGAAGAAGGAGGGCCUCAUCUCGGCUUACCAUAUGUUGAUGCUAUUGUAACUUAAGGGUCCUUUUGAAGGUGGAUGGGGUGCUUCUGUAUGGAGCAAGGACUGGAUGGAGACUGCUCUUCUGGACUGUUGCUACUGCUUUUUCAGACUGUUACCGGGCGGUUCACCGACAUUCUGAGAAAUAUAAACCAUGAUUCUAACGGAAUAUACAGUAUGCGCAUUUCAUCUGAUUUUUUUGAGCGAUGUGAUUUGAGGUUGAAGACGUGCCUCUGCGUGGGCACCACUAAUGGGUAGCACCCAGCUAGAUGUUGCAAUGGCUGAGGUUACGAAGGACACUUAAUGGACAUCAGGUAUUAUGGUGACUUUGCUUGUUUUAUUAUGACGACUUUGCUUGUUUAAUUUUUCAUUUUGGAGAAUUUCUAUACAGUAUAAAUUGUACUGUUUACCAGAGAGCUGUGGGAUUUGUUCAAAGGAAGAAGAAAAAAGUCCAUUCCUGAUUGGGGAGGUCACUGGAGAAGUGUCUGUGUGUGAGUGCGCACGCUGCAGGCAUGUGUGUGUGCGUAUGUGCGCAACAUGCGUCUGUGUGUGCAUGUGUGAGUGAAAUGUGUCCGUGUGUGUGUGUGUGUAAAUAUGUGCGUAAAUUGUGUGUGUGUGUUUGUGUGUGUGUGUGUACAUGUGUGUGUGUGUGUGUACAGGAUCGGCGGCUUCUCUUCUUGUAAACAAACAUGGAUCUUUCGACUUUCUUUCUACUUUUCUCUCACACUGCUGGAUUCUUCCGACAACUAUUUCUAUUCUCAGGCUGUUAAAACAUGAAGUCAUUCCUCCACUGAGCGUAUACAUCUGUAUAUAUGUAGAACAUUGGAUUCAUCUCUCGUGGAACAGAAUUGUCCUGCUCUUACCGCAGUGUUUCCAAUGGAUGAGAACGAGAUAACUAUCGAUUGUUCUCUUAUUCUGUUUGACCCGAAGUUGGCUCUUGUUUGAUCUGGAGAUUCCAGACUAAAAAGGGGUGAGGGAGCCCCCUGGAGGCACUCUGCAGACAUGACGUCACUCUAAUGUCAUUUCAGACUUAAUGGUAUUUCCUUGAUUCCUUGUGUUCUCUGCAGCAAUCCUUUCUCUGUCUCUUUCUCUAAAAGUCAGAGGGAAGUGAGGUCAUGAUUAUGUUGGGAGAGAAGAGACGGGGAGAGAACUGGUGGGGAGGACACAAGGAAUCGAGGAGAGACUAUUGAGAUGUGGCCAGAGUGGUGGCCAUGCCACAGCCAGUCUGACGGGAAUGCUAGGGGACGGAGACCGACUGAUAUUUCAAACAUAUGUUUUCUUGAUGACAGGAGACAUGAAGGGGUGGUAUUGAAAUGUGGUGAGGUGUCACACAGUCUGUCAAUGAAGUCCAAUGACGACGUGUCACAGCCUUCUGCUGUGUUCAAGGAUCUCUGCUGGCUUUUGCUACUUAGUACACGCCAUGCACCUGGCUCAGGCUUACAUCUCUGCUUCUUAGAUAAAGGACAGCAGUUUAGAGUUAACUACUUGGGUUGUUGUAUCAGUUGACACUGUGGAUAUCAAGUGCUGCGUCUGCAUGCUCCGUGCUCAUCAACGUGAGACUUUUGCCAAAGCCAGGUGCUUUUAGAACUUCAUGUACUUCAAUUCAUUCUGCUACUCUAAUAUAUUGCCAACUGUUGUUUUUUUUUACACAUCAAAUCAAUUACAUGUAGUUGUGAUUUGUUUACUUCAAUGCCCGACCUUUCAUCUUCUGAAUAGAAAAAACGACUGUAAAACGAGAAGAGAUAGAAGAGAUGAUAGAUAGAAGAGAUGAUUUCAGCUCUUGGUGAAUUCUUCUCUUUUACCAGUAGAGGUCAGUGUAAAGCUUUCAAAUACAGAUAGCGGUCAUUGGAGGUUAGACAGCUGCAUCAAAGAUCAAUGUCUUCAAGUUACAAUGCCCCCUCUAGCUAAAUCUGUUUAAAAUAUCUCAAUUACAGUGACUGUUUAAAUUCAGAACAUAAAAGUUUGGUCCAAAACUCCGUCUCAACUCCUCAGUGCUCGUGGACUAAGGGGUGCUGUUUGUAAAGUUGAAGUCAUAGUGGCGAUUAUUGCUCUGGCAUUUUGUGCAUGUUACUUAAAUAUGAAGGAAUACCACUACAGAAAUUAAGAUACACUAAAGAAAAGAGCAGGACAAGGGCUAUAAUGAUGCCAUGUUUGACUGAAUAGAAUCGGUUGUAUUAUAUCAAAUAAAAAGCCUUUUGAAUUAGGAA
Salvelinus fontinalis (brook trout) is the source of this 5417-nucleotide messenger RNA. RefSeq names its product rho guanine nucleotide exchange factor 25-like. Gene Ontology annotation, cellular component: plasma membrane; cytoplasm. Bases 814 to 3126 code for a protein of 770 amino acids. Gene Ontology annotation, biological process: axon guidance. Gene Ontology annotation, molecular function: guanyl-nucleotide exchange factor activity. NCBI's taxonomy places the organism in Eukaryota, Metazoa, Chordata, Actinopteri, Salmoniformes, Salmonidae. The record is from RefSeq and is a predicted model, not a curated record. The transcript is spliced from 17 exons.